Molecule: messenger RNA, 1144 nt
Organism: Cokeromyces recurvatus
Lineage: Eukaryota; Fungi; Mucoromycota; Mucoromycetes; Mucorales; Mucoraceae
Exons: 5
Coding region: 302-1144 (280 amino acids)
Source: RefSeq, a predicted model, not a curated record
CGAGAUAACACAACCUUGCACUCAAUUGAAGUAAUCAGUUGCUUCAGGAAAUAUCCAAAUUCUACCCGUGGAUCAGUUAACCGAAGAAGCGAUCGUACAUAUAUGAGAUUUUUUUAGCAUUUAUAGUUCACAAUAUAAAUUCAAGAACAACAACAUUUAUUAUGACUGCAAAGCGAAUCCUAUUGCUCACUUAAAAGCAUAUUAUAAAUUAGCUGAUUUGUGUGAACGUUUAGGUUUCAAAUCAUUUGCAUGCUUCCCAUUGAGGCGAACUCAUAUACCAUGUUAUGUCACCAUUGACUCUAUGAUAUUGAAUAACAAUAUUUUAGAAGAUUCCCAAAGAUCAAAACUAGAUAAAAACCUUAUUUGGGAAAAAGCCUCACUCAAGUUUCGUGGAAUGAUCCAUACAGAUGGUGUUAGGGUCUCGAUAUUGAAACAAAACAAGGAAACCAGCAAAGGCAGCUCAAGAAAUACUAAGCUUCAACGUACCACCAACAAGUGCGUAUUUAUAGAUCCUGGUAGAAGGGGUAUGUUAUUUUGCAUGGGUGAGAAAUGCGAAUCAAGACACGAUGGCUUCAUAUAUCGAUACACCAGCAAUCGAAGGGCUAAGGAGACAAAGUCAAGGAAAUUUAGAAAAUUUCGUCAGCAAAAUAAGCCCAAGACAGUCAGUGAUUUAGAGAAGUCUUUGACUACGCAUUCCACUUCGACAGUUGAUCCCCAAAAGUACUCUAGAUAUUUAGAAGCAAGAUGGGAUGCAAGUGAUCUCCUUUCAAACUAUUAUCGAAGUGAUUGUUCUAGAUCACUUCCUUUCAGGAAAAUAAAGCUUUUCUCUUAUAUCAAUAGGAAACAAUCAGACGCCCGUCUGGCAAAGACGUUAAAACAAAAAUUCGGUGAAGGCUGUGUUGGUAUAAGGAGGAUGUUGAAGAAAGAAGGAUUACAAGUAUACUUGUUGGACGAAUACAAGACGUCGUCGUUCUUCCCCAAAUGUAAAAAUGGGAAGUUGGAAAAAUUUUCUCAUGUCAAGAAUCCUCGACCGCAUGUGCGAGACAAGUAUCCAGUAGUUGAGUGCCAUUGCCUAUUACGAUGUACAAAUCAAAAAUGUUUAGUGCCUUCUCAACUCUGGAACAGAGACUUGGCCGCCGUUUAG